AUGCCGCCGCCACCACCCGCUUCCACCACCGCGUCGCCCCUCUUUCUCGGCCUCGACCUCUCGACCCAGGCCCUCAAGGCUUCCCUCCUCGACAACUCGCUCGCCGUACUCGACGAGCUCGAGGUCCGCUUCGACCGCGACCUCCCGCACCAUGCAACAAAGGGCGGCGUGCUCGCUCCUCAGCCGGGCGACCCCCCGGGCACCGUCGUGGCCCCCGUCCUGCUCUACGUCGAGGCGCUCGACCGCAUGGCAGACAAGAUCAAGCAGAAGCAAUGGGCUGUCGACCGCAUCCGGGGCAUCAGCGCAGCAGGUCAGCAACACGCCUCGGUCUACUUUUCGCGCCAGGCUCCCUCGCUCCUCGCUUCCCUCUCGCCCGCCGCCACCCUGGCCGACCAGCUGCCCUCGGCCUUUUCGCGCGACGUCGUCCCCAACUGGCAGGACAGCUCCACGGCGGCAUCCUGCGCCGCCUUUGAGCACCUCUACCCGGACGGCGCACGCGGCCUGGCCCGCGUCACGGGCUCCCGCGCCCACACCCGCUUCACGGGCCCCCAGAUCCACGCCUGGCGCCAGUCGCACCCGCAUCAGUACAAAGACACCCACCGCAUUGCACUCGUCUCGUCGUUUGUCACCACCCUUCUCUGCGCCGGCCGAGGCAACCGCGACGCCGAUGCCAGCGACGACGACCCCGUCAAGCCCAUCGACGAGAGCGACGCUUGCGGCAUGAACCUGUGGGACAUGCGGCCCGACUCGGAGCACACCUCCGAGACAAAGGGCAGCCUCGAGCCCGGCUGGAAUUGGGAGCUCCUCCGUCUCGUCAGCGGCGAGAGCGAGCGAGGCGACGCCGGCGAAGCCGACGACCUGGGCGGCGCCGCCGAGCUCGAACGCAAGCUGGGCGUCGUGGCGCGCGACACGGGUCGAGCGGUGGGCAAGGUGGGGCAGUGGUGGGUGGAGCGGUAUGGCUUCCAUCCGGACUGCGAUGUCUUCCCGGGGACGGGCGACAACCCGGCCACGUUUCUCGCCUUUAGCCUGGCCGAGGGCGAGGCCAUCGUCUCGCUCGGCACCUCGGACACGGUCAUGGUCUCGACGGCCCAGUACGUGCCCCACCCCGAGUUCCACGCCUUUGUCCAUCCAGCCAAGACUGCCUCGUCGUCGUCGUUGUCGUCGUCCGGCGGCGGGUCUUCUUCUUCUUCCUACUUCAACAUGCUCGUCUACAAGAGCGGAUCGCUGGCGCGCGAGUGGGUGCGCGACGAGUUUUGCGAGUCGAGCUGGGACCGCUUCAAUGCCGAUGUCGAGUCGACCAGGCUCGAGGAGGGCGAGGGGAAAGAGCAGAGGGUCGGCUUCUACUGGCUCCGCCCAGAGAUUAUCCCGGACGGAGCGAGCGGAGUACACCGCUAUGCACGCCCCACGUCGUCGUCGGCGGGCGAAUUCACGCGCGUGCCCUCGUUUUCAAAGGCGUCGUGCAACGCCUCGGCGAUCCUGGAAACCCAGUUCCUCAAUUACCGUCACCGCUCUUUGUCGAUCGUCUCGUCGCCCUCCUCUUCCUCUGCCUCGCCUCGCUCGACCCCAACCUCGGGCGGAAUCAAGAGGCUCUACGCGGUAGGCGGGGCAUCUUCGAACCCGGUCAUCUGUCAAGUCCUCUCGGACGUGUUUGGCAGCGACGUCGUCAAGCCCGUCCAGCCCGUCGCCGUCGUCGAUCAGGCGCCAGGGGCAAAGAGGUGGACGGCAGCGCACUACAACUUCUGUUCGGUCGGUGCGGCCUACAAGGCCAUUUGGGGAUGGCACCGUUCCCAAGUCGCCUCCUCUUCUUCUACCACUGCCGGGGCGGGGGCGGGGGCGGUUCCGCAGGAGUUUGACGCGUUCAUCAAGUCGAUCAAAUCCCGUUCAUCGUCUUCCCCCUCGUCCUCCUCCUCCUCCUCGUCCCCCUCUCAACACGAUGAGAACAACGACGACGAGGAGACGCAGGGCGGCGUACAGGUCGUCGCACACCCGCGCCCUGACCGGACAGCCAUCUACGACUCGUUCGUCGCGCAGUGGAAGACCCUCGAGGAUAGGGCGGUACGAGGCGAGUGA
Molecule: messenger RNA, 2070 nt
Organism: Pseudozyma flocculosa PF-1
Lineage: Eukaryota; Fungi; Basidiomycota; Ustilaginomycetes; Ustilaginales; Ustilaginaceae
Exons: 3
Coding region: 1-2070 (689 amino acids)
Biological process (GO): xylulose metabolic process
Cellular component (GO): cytosol
Molecular function (GO): D-xylulokinase activity
Source: RefSeq, a predicted model, not a curated record